Messenger RNA from Fonsecaea monophora, 996 nucleotides. RefSeq lists its product as hypothetical. Lineage: Eukaryota; Fungi; Ascomycota; Eurotiomycetes; Chaetothyriales; Herpotrichiellaceae. The record is from RefSeq and is a predicted model, not a curated record. Gene Ontology annotation, biological process: signal transduction; peptidyl-serine phosphorylation. Gene Ontology annotation, molecular function: protein serine/threonine kinase activity; ATP binding. Gene Ontology annotation, cellular component: nucleus; cytoplasm. The coding region runs from base 1 to 996 and encodes 331 amino acids. The transcript has 3 exons.
AUGGACGACCCAUUUAUUCAACACUUCCUCGAAAUCCGCCUCGGGCGCGAUGUUCCUACGGGUGACAUGGUGGCCAUUAAACUCGAGCACCGUUCGACUGCACCAUCACUUCUGCGCCAAGAGAUCGAAAUCUAUGAAGAGUUGAUUGGACAACCUGGCAUCCCUCGAGUGUUCUGGCAUGGCUACAACUGUGAUUUCCAGGUGGUGGUGUUUGAACUUCUUGGGCCCAAUCUCGAGGAUCUCUUUCGAUAUUGUGGUAAUAAAUUCUCACUCAAGACAACGUUGAUGCUGAUAGAUCAAUUCCUCCAUCGGGUUGAAAGUCUUCACGCGGUGGGCUAUCUCCAUCGUGAUAUUAAGCCCGAAAACUUUCUACUGGGCACUGGAAAGCAGGGUAACAUUGUCUACAUGACCGAUUUCGGACUCGCCACCUAUCGGAGGGACUCACACGACCAAGCCAUAAGUCACAAGCCUGCAGCCAGUCCCCGGAUUUCCUUAGUCGGCACCUGCCGCUAUGCUAGUAUCAAUGGCCAUUUGGACGUCGCUCCAUCACGGCGUGACGACCUAGAGUCGCUAGGGUAUAUGGCCUUGUAUUUUCUUCGUGGGUCCCUUCCCUGGCAAGGUCUGAAGGCCUCGAGUCGGCAGGAAAGAUACCGGCUUGUCUUAGAGCGGAAGCAGACGAUCAAGGUAACCGAACUCUGCCAGGAUCUGCCCGCGGAGUUUACUACAUAUAUGAACUACAUUCGUGGAUUGGACGACCAGGAUAAACCCGAUUACAAGCACCUUCGGAGCUUGUUCCGUCACCUAUUUCACCGUAAUGGCUUCGAGUAUGACUAUACGUUCGAUUGGACGAUUCGAGAGUUUGAAAGGCAGUCAAAUAUGAAUCAGCAACGUCCUGUGCCCUGUCCUAGCGUUGGGGAGCAAAAGACGAAGCGAACCGUUGCAGGCAACCGUGACCGAAAGAGGAGGCGUCGAAGAGAUGAUGCGAAGGAAUCAUAG